Cyclospora cayetanensis is the source of this 1167-nucleotide messenger RNA. RefSeq lists its product as uncharacterized. NCBI's taxonomy places the organism in Eukaryota, Apicomplexa, Conoidasida, Eucoccidiorida, Eimeriidae. Bases 1 to 1167 code for a protein of 388 amino acids. The transcript has 2 exons. The record is from RefSeq and is a predicted model, not a curated record.
AUGGCGGCGAAGGCUCUUUUUACAGGAAUUUUAAAGCCUGGACUUGAAGUUCGAUCAGGCGGGAGCAUUGAUGCCGCUAUUGCUUGCUCCUCUGCGGCAACGGGGGGCACCCGGCCUUGCUACAACAUUAACCAGCGGAGGAAACUCAGUAUUUGGAAGUCUCUGAAUCCAUGGAACGUCCAAAAAGACUCUGGGUCAGCUGCUGGCGAUGCAGCGCAACAAGAGCCUCCCCAGCAGCGCCCGGUCCCUCCUGGUGUCGCUACACUCGACACGGCAUCGCAGUCAGCCGCAGCAACGCCGCUGAAAGGAGCCGUUGAUAACGAGGAGGCCAAACGCGCUGUCAUCGCAUCGAGGCUUCUUGAGGGUUUCCAGCGAGAUUCCAAGCGCAUCCAGACCGUAAGGAGUCCACCCUCCGAAGGCUCUUCCAGGCUCUCUCCCGGUACAGGCAACCUCUGCGGUGCAGCAACUUCCCCAUGCGCAUCGAGCGAGGCCUCCAAGCUUAGCUGCCGGAGGGGUGGCUCGCGCUGGCAGAAUUCGCGCGAAGCUUGGCUUCCGCUGUCUGCACCCGAGCUGCGCCAGGAAUUGCAGCAGAUAUUUUCGGGGAGUCGAGAGAGGCGAGAAGAGCCGCGGAGGAGAGAAGAGACUCCCGUAUGCCGCGCUAGCCGCAAGCCCUUGGGGUCUCUUCUAACACGCUUAUCGCGUUCCCCGAUUUUUCUGCACGCAGCCAGGCAGGUUCCCGCCGCUCCGGCAGGCGCUGCCAGCCCCACUCCUGCUGCCAAAUCAACAGCAGAAAUGGAGAGGGCUCUCUUUUCUCAGAUGCUGGACUUUUACUUCACAGGACCGCUAGAUACAGUCCUGGGGGUUCCUCAGCGCCUCCUCGCUGCAGGAGGGCCUAGGGUCAUGCACCCCAGUCGCACGCGGGGGGCCCCCGAUGGCAAGCCCCCAGACCUCACAGAAGACCAGUUCUUCGUUUUUGCACUCGUAAGCCCUUUUCGUGAAAUAGGUGGUUCAGCACGGGACCCUAGGAUUAGUUUCUAUGCGAAUAUGCUAAGAAGCCAGAUUCCUCGAGGCCGUUCACCAGCCAUCUCAGGGUGUCCUCCUGGCCGCAUGCAGGGCUCGUCCGAGGCACCCUACGUGGCGAGGACUAGCGUUGAGCGCCCCCUCUGA